Oncorhynchus kisutch (coho salmon) is the source of this 1478-nucleotide messenger RNA. RefSeq names its product tyrosyl-tRNA synthetase 1 (gene yars1). Gene Ontology annotation, molecular function: tyrosine-tRNA ligase activity; tRNA binding; ATP binding. Gene Ontology annotation, biological process: tyrosyl-tRNA aminoacylation. NCBI's taxonomy places the organism in Eukaryota, Metazoa, Chordata, Actinopteri, Salmoniformes, Salmonidae. The record is from RefSeq and is a predicted model, not a curated record.
CGAUCUAUGUCUCUGAAAUCGAUUGCUCUCCUUUGCUGUCUGGUGGAGUCGAUCCCAGAUAUCCACUCGCCGCUGAUGCAACACAUUGACAGGUUCCACAUCGACCUCAAGUGUUAAGACAUUAACUCUAAGGAGCGAGGCACCAUGGGAGAACAGCUGAGCCCAGAUGAGAAGCUUCACCUCAUCACUAGGAACCUUCAGGAGGUGCUUGGAGAAGAGAAGAUAAAGCAGGUCCUGUCAGAGAGGGAACUAAAGGUGUACUGGGGAACUGCCACCACAGGAAAACCCCAUGUUGCCUACUUCGUCCCCAUGUCCAAGAUUGCGGACUUCCUCAAGGCAGGGUGUGAGGUGACCAUCCUGUUUGCAGACCUGCACGCGUUCCUGGACAACAUGAAGGCUCCCUGGGAGCUGCUGGAGCUGAGGGUCCAGUACUACGAACAGGUGAUCAAGGCCAUGCUGGAGAGUAUCGGGGUGCCGUUGGACAAACUUAAGUUCAUCAAAGGGACAGACUUCCAACUCAGCAGAGAGUACACUCUGGACGUGUAUCGUCUGUCGUCCAUGGUAACGGAACAUGAUGCUAAGAAGGCUGGAGCCGAGGUGGUUAAACAGGUGGACCACCCUCUACUCAGUGGUCUGCUCUACCCUGGACUACAGGCUCUGGAUGAGGAGUAUCUGAAAGUUGAUGCCCAGUUUGGAGGAGUCGAUCAGAGGAAGAUCUUCACCCUGGCUGAGAAGUACCUGCCCUCCCUGGGCUAUGCUAAGCGGCCCCAUCUGAUGAACCCCAUGGUACCAGGACUGACUGGAGCUAAGAUGAGUUCUUCAGAGGAGGAGUCUAAGAUUGACCUCCUGGACAGGAAGGAAGAUGUGAAGAAGAAGCUGAAGAAGGCUUUCUGUGAGCCGGGCAACAUUGAGAACAACGGAGUCCUCUCAUUUGUUAAACAUGUCCUCUUCCCACUUGUAGGAGAGUUCUCCAUCAAAAGAGACCCCAAGUUCGGAGGAGACAAAACCUACACAGACUUUGAGGAAGUGGAGAAAGAAUUUGGCGAAGAGCUGAUCCAUCCUGGUGACCUGAAGGCGGGCGUGGAGUUGGCCCUUAACAAGCUGCUCGACCCAAUCAGGAAGAAGUUUGAGUCUCCAGAGCUUCGUAAACUCUCCAACACGGCCUAUCCAGACCCGUCAAAGAACAAGGGAGCAGGGAAGGGGAACCCUAAAGUAGCAGAAGAGGAUGAGCUGGUUCCCUCCAGACUGGACAUCAGGGUGGGCAAGGUCAUCAGUGUGGAGAAGCAUCCGGAUGCUGAUUCGCUGUACCUGGAGAAAAUAGACGUCGGAGAGGCGGAGCCAAGGACGGUGGUGAGCGGCCUGGUGGCCUACGUUUCCCAGGAGGCCUUGCAGGACAGACUGGUGGUGUUGCUAUGCAACCUGAAGCCCCAGAAGAUGAGGGGGGUGGAGUCCCAAGCCAUGCUGCUCUGUGCCUCCAU